Molecule: messenger RNA, 2329 nt
Organism: Pseudocercospora fijiensis CIRAD86
Lineage: Eukaryota; Fungi; Ascomycota; Dothideomycetes; Mycosphaerellales; Mycosphaerellaceae
Exons: 2
Coding region: 51-1805 (584 amino acids)
Biological process (GO): negative regulation of transcription by RNA polymerase II; mitochondria-nucleus signaling pathway; regulation of nitrogen utilization
Cellular component (GO): cytoplasm
Source: RefSeq, a predicted model, not a curated record
CAGUCGCUGGCGCGGGCGCGACGCCUUCGCCUUCGCCUUCCCCCUCCACCAUGCCGUUCAGGCCCGAGCAUUCGCUCGUCAGCUUGGAAAUCCCCAAUCUGCGCCAAAUCGACACCCGCUCCGUCGAGAAUCUCAUGGGCAUGUGGUCUUUAUUCUCAAAGACAUCGCAUGCCAUGGAACAUGGCAAACGACUAGAAAACCUCUCGUGGCGACUGUGGACCCGCGAAACCUUUUGCUGUGCGCCUGAGCGACAAGCAUCGUCGCCCACCACCACCACCAGCGUGCCUACCCCACGCCCAUAUCGCACUCUCUCGCCAUCGAACGCGAAAUCGAAGGCGGCGACGACCGCUCGCGACAUGGCAGUGCCGCCGCUGUCGACCAGCCUCGAUUCCGUCUCGUCGGGCGACGCCGAAUUCCACCGCACGUCACACAUUCCCCAGGCUCGCCCGGAACUGCGACGCAACGAAUCCACCGCCAGUUCUCAGAGCCGAGGGAACGCAAAGCACAUCACCCCCAUCGACCUCCAGAAGAUGGUCAUCUCGAUCAAGGAGACGAAUCUGGAGCCCAUCGAACUUCCCAUGCCCACGCCAUCGCCGCGAGCCGACGACCCACCUUCCACGAGUACGCAGAAUCUGUCGACACUACACCUCUCCCCACCGUCGCCGCCGUCGCACGACCGGACUUCUCAUAGCACCGACUCACAGGCCACACUCCUGAUAUCGUCGGCGUCGACUGUCCACACCAAUGGCUCAGAGCGCUCGAACACUUCACCACCCGUCGGCUCCCAAUGUUCCGAGGACAGCUCGGCGACCGAAAUGAGCUCCCACAGCAUCAUUCGUGGCUUUGUGCCGGGAGGAGCACCAUCAUCGUACCGAUCGCAGACCAACCUUGCCUCACAACCGACUCCUAUCCUCAAAACAUCGCCACAGUACCGGCCAGCUCCGCCGAAGAAGAAAGGGGCCAUGUUUACCAUCGGGACCUCCUCUGGCGAGGAUGAGUCUUCCCUGGACUCGCACAUGCACAGAAGCGUCCUCUCAGAUAGCCUACGUAACAAAAGCAGUCUUCGUAGCGACUGUAGCAAAAAGCAAACUUCAUUCAAGGAUGAAGUCGCAGUCAGCAAAGCGGCGGCGGCCGCCGUACGGAACAGUCCGGUCUUCGAAACUGACGACGAGGACGAGGACGUGUCCGAAAGUGCCAUUGAAGAUGACGACGAUUCAUCUGACUGGGAAGACUCCGAUGAUGCCAGCGGCCCGUCAUCUGUGAACGAGAAAGAUCUCUUCCAACGAGUGGACUCGCGACCGAAUCUUACAUCACGACGAUCACUACUCACUACACUGAUGCAUGAGCCCGACCGAGCGAAGGCGCUUUCCAACGCCGCAUCGCGCUCAACUCCAGCGAUCAGGAGAUCAAGGACGACGACCCCCAACGGACCAUCUGUGGCCACCUCACCAGAGACUGGCUCGCUUGCACCACCCGUGCAACUGGAAAUACCAAGGUCAAAACCAAUCAUAAUGACCACAUCCAACACACACCAGAAUCUGGCCAUGUCUCCCCGCACAACUCGACGGAACAUGCUCAGCAGCGAACUUACCGAGAGUCUCAGAAAGAACCUUCUAUGGGAGCGCCAACACAGGAGUAGUGGAAACUUGACCACGCUCAAGCGACGGCACACAUCCACGGAUGUGAAAACACUCAAACAACACCCAGAACCCGGGCCCAUUCUGUCCCACAAGGACGGAAAGAAGAAAUUCAACAAUGACUAUUUCCAUCAAGGCCUGGGAGAAUACCACGCGAAGGGCUGGUAAUAUGACAAUUGUUCGACUUGCUUCGAUCUUGCGUUUCAGCGAACCGGAACAUGACUUUUAGCACACUACGACAUGGCGUUUACAGGUAACCAAUAUCCUCACGGACAGGGUUGGGCUAUCGGAAAGUACCUAUAUUGAUAUAUGGGCAAUUCAUGGCAAGGAAAAAGGGAAGGGAGAGGGACUUUUGAAAUUCACAAUGAUACCAGCAUCGGCAUUCUACAGAUACUUGACGACGGCCGCAACGUUUCUGCUUCACAAUACCAUUGCAGCGCAGCCAAAACUAAUGCAGUCUGAUGAGCGAUUAUGCGCUCGGCGACUCUAUGGCUUGUACAUUACACUUGUACCAUUACACUUCAGCAACUGCUACUACGGAGGAUGACCUGGUCUGCAGGGGGGACGGGUACUUUUGCCCAAAGGCGAUAUUACUGAUGGAAUGCGUGGAGGUGGUGGGCCUCGUGGAGAAAAGGAGGCUUUUGCGUGCUUCAUCCCAAGUAGUAAAAAACGACAGCCUUUUUGACCUGCGG